This is a messenger RNA of Polistes canadensis, 1203 nucleotides long. RefSeq names its product cytochrome P450 4V2-like. The transcript is spliced from 10 exons. The record is from RefSeq and is a predicted model, not a curated record. Lineage: Eukaryota; Metazoa; Arthropoda; Insecta; Hymenoptera; Vespidae. Gene Ontology annotation, molecular function: heme binding; iron ion binding; monooxygenase activity. Bases 1 to 1203 code for a protein of 400 amino acids.
AUGCGACCACCACACCUUCUAUUCAACGAAUUUGUCUUACAAUUAGAUAUAACUAAUAAAUUAAUAAAUUUAUCUGGAAUCUAUUCUUCGCCGUGGGUACUGUGGGUAGGCCCAAAAUUAAUCGUAGUCUGUGAUGAUCCUGAAAAUAUUGAGAUUCUAUCAAAAAGUUCUAACAGAUAUGAGAAAAGUUCUCUAUAUGACUUUCUGAAAGAUUUUUUGGGUAAUGGAUUAAUUUCUGCACCAGCAUCAAUAUGGAAAAUUCAUCGAGACAUCUUAGAUCCAUUAUUCAAAGAACGAAUGCUCUCGACUUAUAUGGACUCAAUAGAAAAAAAUUCAAACAGACUAGCUAACAUUUUAGAAACUACUAACGGGGAAAAAGUUGAUUUCUUGCAUUAUGCACAUUUAUGUACAUUAGACAUAAUAUAUGGUGGCCUAUUGGAAAGUGAUUUAAAUUUGCAGAGCAAUCCAGAUUGUAAACUUAUUAAAUAUAUAAUACUAGACAUUGCUCUGCAAAGAAUGAUGAAAUUCUGGUUACAUCCAAGUAUUAUAUUUAACAAUUCAUCUAUGGGAAAAUGGCUACAAGAAAAUCUUUCACACUUUAAUAAAGUAACAAACGAGAUUAUAAAGAAAAAAAAGGAGUCAAUGAAUGAAGAUAACUUUACCCGUGAAGGAAAAGGUCCACAUGCAAGAAAAGAUACCAGUCCAAUCCUAGACGCCAUAUUUAAGUCAUUUUACGAGACAGGAGAAUAUUCGGAGACAGAUAUUCGUGAUGAAAUAAAUACUAUGGCUUUUGCAGGAAGUGAUACUGCCGCUAAAACACUUACAUUUUUAUUUUCAAUGCUUGCCACGUUUCCGGACAUUCAAGAAAAAGUAUACGAAGAGUUGUACGAUAUGUACGGCUCAAGCGAUUCUGUAGAUGUUCCUGUAACAAUGGAAGAUACUAAGAAAAUGAAUUAUCUGGAUCGAGUCAUUAGAGAAACUUUACGUCUUUUUCCUCCUGUUCCAAUUUUUGCGCGAACACUAUGUAGCGAUAUUAGAGGUCAAAUAUUUGCAAUGAUCGAAAUGAAGGCAAUAAUUGCUGUUAUAUUGAGGAAAUUUAUUGUUCAAAUAGACAAACCAGUACCAGUUGAAAAUGUUAACCUAAAAAUCGGCAUAACUGCGCAACUAGGGGAACCUAUUUUUUUGAGAUUUAACAAGCGAUAA